GCGUUGCGUGUGUCCUUAUCCACACGUCGCGUAUAUCGCGUUACCACCAGCCAUGGUCUCCGUGGGUGCGUGGAGGCGCCGCUCGCCUGAUGAUUGCGAGGAACGCUCUGAACCCGGCACAUCCAGUUCCGGAGUUCCCCGUGCGCCGCCAAAUUGUGCCAGGUGCCGGAACCAUCGGCUUAAGAUCGAGCUGAAGGGUCACAAACGUUACUGCAAAUAUCGCUACUGCAAUUGUGAGAAAUGCCGUCUGACGGCCGAUAGACAGCGCGUUAUGGCGCUCCAAACGGCUUUGCGACGUGCUCAGGCGCAGGACGAAGCUAGAGCGCGGGCUAUAGAGACCGGCGGUCCACCCCCCGGGCUGGAAUUGGAUAGACCGGAGCCGCCGAUAGUGAAAGCUCCGAGGAGCCCAGUGGUUCCCGCCCCGCGGUCUAUAGGCUCGAGUAGUUCAGUGGGUUCGGUGCCGGGUUCCCCGGGAGUGUCGCCGCACGUGCACGCGCCUGUUCCACAAGUUCCUCCGCAGCCAACUAUGCCACCGCUUCUCCCGCCGCAGCAGCCCGCGUUGUCAUUAGAACCACUGGUGGAGAACUGUCAUAAGCUGUUAGACAUAUUCCAUUAUUCGUGGGAAAUGAUGCCCCUUGUGCUGGUCAUACUGAACUACGCGGGAAAUGACCUCGAGGAAGCUUCGCGGAAAAUUGAUGAAGCAAACUGGGUGGUCCGGCAGUGGCAGCUGUAUGAACGGUCCCUCUGUUCACUGCUGGAGCUACAAGCACGCAAGCGGCCAAGCGUGUGCCGGCUACCACGGUGCGUGAUCACCCCGGAGUACGCGCCCCACUGGUUGCCGUUACCGCUGACUGCGAGGCAUUCCCCGCCGCCUGCGCACUUGUAGCAUAACGACACGGCACCGCGACUGGUGGUGCUAGACCCUACCGAGCCUUCCUCGGCUGCCUCGGAGGUCAUCGGUGACUAAGCGGCGACUGUGAUGCGACUGCGACUCGCUACUGGGCCAUCCCAGUAACAUACCAUAGCGUUAGAUCUGUAUAAACUUGUAUAUAACAUGUGUCAGUGACACAAAAUGUACCUUAUUUUAAUUUAAUUUUAAUUGCUUGACGCAAACUGGAAAACUAAAUAAAUUGAAGGUAGCUUAAUAACUAUGCUCAAAUAGAUAGAUUUUUAUUGAUUGCUUCACUGAAAGUUCGUUUUCCUAUAAAUUCAGUGAAGAAAUUCAACAUCACAUCGAACAUCACAAAAGCUAUCAAUACCAUAUUCCAAAUUUGAAUUUGGAAUUUCACUGAAAAGGUUUCAUUGGAGUAGAUACUUGUAAUACGACGAUUACAAUAAAACCGAGCCGCCCUAGGGUUGAGGGUGACGCAGGCGGGCGGGGCGAUCGGGGCGCCGCCCAGGACAUUGCGAGGCCUACUUGAAACUAUUGUGAUUGGAACUUGAAUUGCUAAGCCAUUAACCUAUGAAUUUUGGGCUGUACAUGUCAUACCUACGAAAAGGUUUUGCUAAAUUUGUACUUAAGUUAUUAUUGAGGCCAUCAUUGACCAUUACAGCUUAUAAUUUCUUCAUUUUUAUUUAAAAUAUUAAAGUUUAUUUAUACAUAAAACCUUCGUGGGGUUAUUUAAUAGAGAUCUGUUAUCUAUGACUACCAUAGAACUGCAAUAGCUCUGCAGAAAAUAUGUCAAGAAAAAUAACUACAAUUCAUAACAGAUAACAGACGUCGUCGUUGUGAAAAUUAAAAAAAAGCUUUAGUAUUUACUACGUAAGUAAGUAUAUACUUAGUUACAUUAAAUAAACAGUUUAACAUAAAGAAGCCUUUUUGAUGAACCCCAUCUGCGCGACUCUCAUAUUAUUCCAAGCAAUUUUUUUCAAUUUAGGCGGUAUUUAUCUGUGAUUUAAUUUUAAUUGGAUUUAAAUGUACUGCUUAUACCGUGUACAAUGUUGAUCAAAAUUUAGAAUUGACGAAAAAUUUAAAAUUUAUUAAUUAAUCACGCAAGUGUGUACACUUGUAAAAUGUACACAUUGACAAUGUUUUGUCUAUUGUCUAUUUUGUAUGGUCGACAAGUUAAUACAUAGAGGCUUAAAAAGGACAUUUAAAAUACUUUAAGUAUUUUAUUUAGUAUAUUAUUUAGUAACCACACGUUGUUUAAAGUUAUUUUCCCUUUACAGGAGUUAUUUUUUUCAAUGACGUGAACAAUGUAUGAGAAAAGUAACUCUGAUUUCGCCCGAUUUCUGAUCAUACAAAAAAUAGUUAAGGUUUAGCGUUAAACAUAUUUUUAAUUAACAUUUAUCACGUCAAUUUAUUCCAUCCGUGAUCUAAAUUCUCCGUCAUAAACUCCGUCAUAUUGGAAGAUCUCAAAUCGUCUUUUCAAAAUUUUACAAUGUUGCUAGUCAAUAAAUAUCACAUGGCCAGUGUUAAAAAUUAUUUUUAUAGUGUGUCUAACAAAUCAUAACACCUUAUAGUUGCGAUGAAUUCAAAUUAAGAAUCUUCUUACUCUUUGGUCGCGUAAAUGUGCGUGAAUUUUUACAAAAGUUUUUAUAUAUUUACUAAUCAGGAUUGCUGUUGAGUUAAGAAUGUAAUAUUUAUAUUUAUAUCGGUUACUUUGUAUAUUAAAGUUGUUACGUGUUGUACAGCAAUCUUUAACAAACAAAAACGUAUACUUUAACUUGAAUUUACUUUUAAAACCCCUUUUAGAAUCUGAAUAAACAGUACUUCGUCCGAUGUCAAUUC
Messenger RNA from Pieris brassicae (large cabbage white), 2731 nucleotides. RefSeq names its product protein doublesex (gene dsx). Gene Ontology annotation, molecular function: DNA-binding transcription factor activity, RNA polymerase II-specific; RNA polymerase II cis-regulatory region sequence-specific DNA binding. NCBI's taxonomy places the organism in Eukaryota, Metazoa, Arthropoda, Insecta, Lepidoptera, Pieridae. The coding region runs from base 53 to 886 and encodes 277 amino acids. The transcript has 4 exons. Gene Ontology annotation, biological process: sex differentiation; regulation of transcription by RNA polymerase II. The record is from RefSeq and is a predicted model, not a curated record. Gene Ontology annotation, cellular component: nucleus.